Messenger RNA from Anthonomus grandis grandis, 4414 nucleotides. Its product is annotated as zinc finger protein rotund. Gene Ontology annotation, cellular component: nucleus. Gene Ontology annotation, biological process: central nervous system development; regulation of transcription by RNA polymerase II. The transcript has 8 exons. Lineage: Eukaryota; Metazoa; Arthropoda; Insecta; Coleoptera; Curculionidae. The coding region runs from base 506 to 2314 and encodes 602 amino acids. Gene Ontology annotation, molecular function: RNA polymerase II cis-regulatory region sequence-specific DNA binding; DNA-binding transcription factor activity, RNA polymerase II-specific. The record is from RefSeq and is a predicted model, not a curated record.
UGGUGGAUGGACGCACGUGAUUUUAUGACAGACGGAACAAGCGUGACACAACAACGUCGUCCGCAUCGUGUCCAGGGAAGGACGACAUGUUGUUUGAUAAAGGGUGGCUUAUGUUUGCAUCGGCCAUUUUUAAAUUGGCGGAUGCUCCAUUUUGUUGAUAAAAACCAGAAAUAAAGUGUCAGAACUCAUAAAACUAAAACUUAACUAACAGUAUACCUUCAAGCGAUUCAUGGGUUAGACCCAGUGCAAUCCAUUUUUAAACCGUCAUAGUUCCUUACUGUCUACCAAGUUCCUAACAAUAAGCAAAAAAAAAAACAACAUAGUAUUAACAAAAUUCAUAUUUUACUACCGUAGAAAAAAAAGCUUCGUAUAUUCUUAUAUAUCCUUAGAAUAAGUAAGAUACUUAGUCAGCAACAAUAGUAAAUUAUAUAUAAAUAUAGCUAGGAUAAAAUAACCAAAAGAUUAAGAAAAAUCUUUAACAUUAAAACUCAAACUGUCUGCUUCGAUGUUCAAACAGUUAUUUGGGUCCAAGAUGGCCGCAACGAUACGCCCAAUUCCGGAAGCGGUCAUGGAUAGUUCGGAUUCGAGUGAUUCCUGCGGAACGGUGGGUGGUAGCAACAAUAACGAAACUGGCUUAAACUUAUACAAACCCGCUCUAAAAUACAACGAGAUCAUGAAUAAGUUGGACAGCUACAACAACAAUCAGCUCCUGUUGCCCACUCAGUUUUAUAAAACUUUGCUGGCGAAAGCGGUGAUGGCUAGCCAGAACGGAGACGACAAAAAUAACGUCUAUAAGAACAUGUUUUUUGGGAAAGAUCGGGAUUUUGAUCAGAAAGCCUUCGGAUGGGACACUUCACAAACUGGAGGCAGCCCAGCUGGCCAUCAAGGUGGUGGUAUGGGCAGCCAACAGGCACAAGGAUGGGUUCACUGGAUGAGCGUUAUGGCAGAACACAUAGAUCCGACUAUGUCACACUCCCUUGGCUGGAACCAAGAGUGUGGACAACAUGGAAAGGAUGACUACCCCAACUGGACCCGAAAUACCAUGGGUAUGGGAAAACAAGGCUAUGAGUCGAAGAUGAACGAGCACAAUCAAAUGCAAAAAGUUUAUGCUGGAAUGGAAGAUCAUAUGGCCGGUACACCCGGUUUGUACACGUCGGGCAGAUCCACAUCGAGUAGUUCCAGUCCCGGAAUUCCCGGAUCCAGUCCAGCGUUGCUCGUAGUACCGCAGCCCAUCAACGCCACUAAAAUUGGUGGUAUGCAGAAUGGCGGGAUGCAACCUAGGAAGUAUCAGUGUAAAAUGUGCCCGCAGGUCUUUAGUUCGAAAGCAGAACUUCAACUUCACACGCAGGCGCACAUGCGAGAAGCGAAACCGUACAAGUGCUCCCAAUGUUCCAAAGCCUUCGCAAAUAGUUCCUAUCUAUCGCAACAUACGAGAAUCCAUUUAGGAAUCAAACCAUACCGGUGCGAGAUCUGCCAAAGAAAAUUCACGCAGCUCAGUCAUUUACAACAGCAUAUCCGGACACAUACUGGGGAUAAACCGUACAAGUGUAGACAUCCAGGCUGUCAAAAAGCAUUCUCGCAGCUCAGCAAUCUGCAAUCUCACUCGAGGUGCCAUCAGACCGACAAACCGUACAAGUGCAACUCGUGCUACAAGUGCUUUAGCGACGAACCCUCAUUACUCGAGCACAUUCCAAAACAUAAGGAGAGUAAACAUUUGAAAACGCACAUUUGCCAGUACUGCGGUAAGAGUUACACGCAGGAAACAUAUCUGCAAAAGCAUAUGCAAAAACACGCCGAGAGGACGGAUAAGAGACCACCGAUUGGACCGGGAUUAGGGUUAAAUCAUCGUGGUCUAGACCAUCCUUACUGGCCUAAAGUAUCUCCGGACAGCGCAGAAAAUAUGCACGAUUACCCGACAGAUAUUUCACGGGGCCUGUUGGACCAAAACGACGAUUUAGUAAUCAUAAGGCAACAGCUGAGCAACCAGAACACGUCCGCUCCCCCAGGUACCCCUAACGCCAACCUGGGCAACUCUUACGACACCUCUAUAUCCAAGAGUAAUACAAACUCGGCGUUCACUCCCAUAAACUCGAUGUCCGGCCAUUUGAACCACCUUAAUCAUCAAUUGGCACCCAAUAGACCGUACAUCUACGAUGCCCUAUCCUUCCCUAAGCAGAACAGUCUGGAUAUCCCGAAAAGCCAACCUAGUAACGGAUUCCCGAAUCAGCUGAUCUCGUUGCACCAGAUCAGGAACUACCAGCCCAACUCGAGUCUGAUGGAACACUCGAUACUUGGAGGCUUAAAAGAUAAAUAAUUAAAUAGUUUUGAAAUGUUUAGUUAGAUAGGGUUGGAAGGAAAGGGUAUGGAGCUUUUGAAGGGGUGUGUGUGAUGAUGGUUUACUUUAAAAGUCGUUUGAUCUCAUACUUAGGUUUGUUAAGAUAAUGGGUUGCGAUUAUUAUUCUUCUGAAUGGUAUUUUUUUUAUUAAAGACAAUGUCAAUGCUAUUGCCACGAUUCUUGCCAAUUAUGACGCAAGUAUUGAAUGAAAAAAAAUACUAGUCAAUGUCAAACAAGUAAUUAAUCUAAUAUUUGAUUUUAUAAUAAUUAUUGCGGACGCGACAGUUGCGCAUCACCAUAACACAUUUAAAUAAAAUAAAUGCCUUUCAGAUAUUUCUUUUUUAAUAUGUGGCCGACCUCCUCAAAAGCUUACGGAAAAAACAGGCAAUAUUAUAUUUCAACAACACCAAAUUGUUGAUUUAAAAGAAAAUUCUUGCCGAUAAUGUGCAUAGAAAGUACAUAAAGACAAUGUAAUAUACAUAUUUAAUUAAGGUUGUACAGUUUAUAUUUUAUUUAGUUAAUUUAACCGUUUCAAAGGCACACGCUCCAUUGCUUAGGGAAGAAUGAUUUAUAAUUUAGUUUCUUAAAUGUAUUUUUUUUUUGAUCGGACGUUAGCUUUUGAAACAAGAAUAGCUCAAAUAUAAUUUAUUAUUACACGUACUUACUUUAAAAAGUUUAUUUUUUGUAUAGUUACACUUCAUAUUUUCUUGCCCACCACUGUGAAUCUCUUUAAGUUUAAAAUAAAUACGUUUCCAGAAUAAAGUUUGAGUUUUGGAUUUUCUAGUUGUUUAAGUUUCUUGGUGCAAAUAUUUAUAGCGUUAGUUUUUUAUUAUGUUAUAUACAAGGCGAGUGAAAAAUAUUCAUUUUGCUCGCCCUGUAUAACAUAUAUCAUACGUCAUCUUGUUGUCUGUGUUUCAUCCAGCGUUGCGGAAUGUUUUUGAUGGUUUUAAUUUUUACCUCUGAAAUUGGUAAGUGACUAGUUUAGGUCCGAACACUGUCUAACAAGUGAAAUAUUUUGUUUAAAUUUUACUAGGAGCGUCAAAAUGUGAAAAAUUCAAAGAUAAUAAUCGUUAAAACAGUUUCUCCUUCUUUUGACACUUCUUGUAUACGUUUUGCUAAAGCUUUUUAUAAAAUUAGUAAAAACAAGCAAUUUUGUGAGAAUGUUAUAAGGUAUACGUUUUUACAGCUGUAUACGGAAAUUGUUAAGAUCGUUAUUUUUUAUUCUAAAUAAAUUACAAUUUUCUGUUGGAUGUUACUGCAGCAUAAUUUUUUUUUUGGGUUAGCGUUUAAGUAUAAAAGACAAGCUUUAAAAAAUGUUAGUUAAGUUUAUAUUUUGAAGGACUGUUAAGUUCUGUACAUGUAUACUUGAGUUGUAUAGCUUGUGAUCUAUUUACAAAAAAAAAGUGUAAUUAUAAUUUAUAAAAAAUUAUAGGUUUUUGUUAAUUUUCAUUAAAUAAAAAAUUUCUUUUCAUUUUCACUUUGUAGCUGUUUUUUUUUUGUUUUUUUUUUCCUGUGUUCCGGAUAAUUUUUCUAUUUGUUUUUUCACACCAUAUUUGUAUCUGUGAUAUUUUUUCGUACUGAGAAUAUGGUAUAAAUAGUCAAUUUGUACAUAAAGUUUCAAAUUUUUAAGGAACGUAUAGUUAAGAUUUUUGAAGAAGGACCCAUUUAAAUCUAAUUGAACAUGAACUACAUUGUUAUUCUAUGUCUAUAGCGCCUUAUCCAGAAAUAUUAGGUGGGAUGGUAAAUAUGAUGGUGACUUGAUCAGUUUGUGAUUUUUUAUAAAUUAUUAUUUUAAUAUCUUAGAUAAAUAAUUUAUAAAAAAAAAACAUACAAUUCAAAAGUAUUAACCUAUAUUUCUGAGAUAACAAACCAUUUGUAUUUAAGAUAAUAAGAAAAUAUUAAUAAGUGUCGUACUGUAUCACCUAUACAUAAUAUAUCUUAUUUUUCUGAAGAUUUUUGGACACAACGAAUUUUCCAUACUGAUUUCUCCUUUUUUUCUACACUUAUAUAGAUCGUCCCUUAAUCCCUUAUAUUAGAAGAUUUUUCUCAGCACACAUCUAGAAAUAAUGAUAUUUCGAG